AUGGCUACACCCCCCCUUACGAUCCGCAAUGUUACCUCAAAUCCAAUUGAGUUGAAGCUUCUAGAGCGUUUUGAAGCCCCUCAGUCAAGAGUCAAUGGAGGGGGCAUCACCAACAUCACCAACAUCACCAGAACGCUGAGCGGAUUUAUGAGCAACAUCACCACUCCUUCGUCGCCACAGCUUGCUGCAAAGUCCGAAAGCUUCACCAGCCAGGAUGUUUCUGUUCCAAUUGCUGCUUUCGAAACCCAACCUACGGACAUCGCAACCAAUAUCACGGAAGUUUUGCGAUUGACAUUCGAGGUCGAGGGACAAAGAUACAGAGUGGAUACACCUACCUUAUCCCAACAGUCAACGGUGCUCACACCGCUUUCCCCCAAUCCCCGCUUCGAGUUCACGGCUGUGUACCUCCAAAAGUCCUCCCACCUCACACUUUACUCCUCCACCAGGCUCGAAUCAUGGAUGGGAAAGCUCAAGCACGAAAUCCCGCUGUCGGCUCUCAGCAUACCGGGCACUCAUAACUCGCCAACCCACCAUGUAGCUCUCCCAUCGGUGCGUUGCCAAGCCGUGAGUGUGAAAGCGCAACUUGAAAAUGGGGUCCGCUUCCUCGACAUUCGGGUCCAACCUGAGAGCGCAGAUGAUGUUUCGAAAGAAGGCCUCGUACUGGUGCACAGCGCAUUUCCUAUCUCUCUUACGGGAACGAAGUACUUCCGGGACCUGAUUAACACCGUCUACUCCUUUCUUGAUGCAAACCCCACCGAAGCGAUCAUCAUAUCCUUGAAACGAGAGGGAGUAGGAAAGUCAACGGAUCAACACUUGAGCAAGAUCGUUAAAACUCAUUAUACCAAUGACCGCUGGUUCACAGAUAACCGCAUUCCAACGCUUGGGGAGGCUCGCAACAAGAUAGUUUUGAUCCGGCGAUUUGCCCUGGAUGACUCUCUGAAAGGAGAGAACAAUGGCAGAGGCUGGGCAAUUGAUGCAGAAAGCUGGCCAGACAACUGUGCGGAUGGGAUAUGCUCCAGCGGGGAGAUUCGAGUUCAGGAUUUCUAUGAGGUCUCUGAAAGUGAAAAUAUUCAUAAGAAGAUUACCUAUUCGACCGAUCAGCUUGCAAGAGCUGCCGAGGCUGUGUGCCCAGGGCCUGGGGACGUAGAGGCCGCCGCAGCGGAGGCGGCGAAGCAACCAUUCUUCAUGAAUUUCUUAAGUGCCUCCAAUUUCUGGCGGGCCGACUGCUGGCCCGAUAGGGUUGCAGCCAAGGUCAACCCAUCCAUUGUUGAUCACUUAUGCCGAAGCCACAACGAGACUGAGGGGAAAGGAGAUGGAAGCACAGGUAUAGUGGUUUGUGACUGGGUCGGGAACAACGGCGAUUGGGACCUAGUCAGAUGCAUAGUUGGUCAUAAUGCCAAGUUGGAGCUGCGAUAG
Messenger RNA from Hyaloscypha bicolor E, 1416 nucleotides. RefSeq names its product phosphatidylinositol phospholipase-like protein C. The record is from RefSeq and is a predicted model, not a curated record. The transcript has a single exon. Bases 1 to 1416 code for a protein of 471 amino acids. Gene Ontology annotation, biological process: lipid metabolic process. NCBI's taxonomy places the organism in Eukaryota, Fungi, Ascomycota, Leotiomycetes, Helotiales, Hyaloscyphaceae. Gene Ontology annotation, molecular function: phosphoric diester hydrolase activity.